AUGAAUUGUUGGUCCCCUAGAAUGCUGUUCUCUUGUAGUAAAUCAAUCCAGUUCUCGUUUACAAACCCAACUCAGCUCAUUUCUUUGAAAGUUCUAUCGAAAGGGUUUUCAAACAAACGAUUCGCUCAUUCAGGGUUGUAUAAUGUGGAAACUGGAAAAACAAUCAGGAUCCUUCAAGAUCGAGUACCCCUCUUGCCCCAAAAAGCUCUUCCGGAUGAAGUAUUAAGUCGAAACAUUGAAUUAAAUUUGUUUCCCUAUCACUUGAACCUUCCAAAAAUUGAAGGUCUGGUGAUUUACAGACUUGUUUUCAAAACCGCCCGAAUACUUCUAGCUUCCGCAUACAGCGAUGGCGUUAAAAAGACAAUUGACAUAGAAAGCCAGGUUCAUACACCUCUUUCACCAAAGUCUACUCGGUAUACAAUGAAAUGUCACUGGAUUGCAUCUUACUCGGAUGAGUACAAUUGCAUCUUCCACUUUGAUAUAAACUCGAAAGGACUUAUAUAUAGACACAUUAUUGAAAAUUUAGAAAGAAAGAAAGCGGGACAUAUUGCAAGAAUUCCAGCGUUGGAGCCAGGCACUUUUGAGUAG
Schizosaccharomyces osmophilus is the source of this 588-nucleotide messenger RNA. RefSeq names its product mitochondrial protein, C6orf136-like protein (gene mug163). Bases 1 to 588 code for a protein of 195 amino acids. The transcript has 2 exons. The record is from RefSeq and is a predicted model, not a curated record. Lineage: Eukaryota; Fungi; Ascomycota; Schizosaccharomycetes; Schizosaccharomycetales; Schizosaccharomycetaceae.